Molecule: messenger RNA, 1549 nt
Organism: Neurospora tetrasperma FGSC 2508
Lineage: Eukaryota; Fungi; Ascomycota; Sordariomycetes; Sordariales; Sordariaceae
Product: pH-response regulator protein palC
Exons: 2
Coding region: 77-1549 (490 amino acids)
Biological process (GO): cellular response to pH
Cellular component (GO): plasma membrane
Source: RefSeq, a predicted model, not a curated record
AAGUUUGGAACACGGCAAUGAAUUGAGAAGACUGACCAUCUGCUGAUAUAACAAUCCAAUUGUGAAUAGAGUCGCCAUGCCUUACCCAUUCGUGUUGCCUACGACCUCGUCAUUUUCCUUUACGUCCUGUUUUAGCUGCGAGUCCCAUCCCUCGCUGCCCCUCAAUGCUAGCACCCGCCGCGGCGUUGUUCGCGAAGACCUCAAGGCCUUCAAGCGCACUCCCCGCGAACACCAAGUCGCAAAGCUCCCGACCGUCGUCUCCAGCCUCAUAGCCUACCUACCCUACCUCUUCGCCGUCGAUGCCGGCCUCAGCCAGCAGGCGAUUAACGGCGAGGAGAUCGCCGUGAUCCUCAAGACCGCGCCCGUAAUCGAAUGGCGGCCCACCUUAUCUGACAACGCCGCCGUCGCCGUCCCUGGCAAAGACCCCGCCCGCGUCAAAGUGCACUCGCUCGAAUACGAAGUCUUCUUUGUGCUCUCCUGCCUCGCCAACGCGCACACACUGCAGGCCCGCACCGCGCUGCAUCCGCUCUACGUGCUCUCCACGGCGCCCGUCGGCACCCAGCAGCGUCAAGUGGCCGUCAGCGCCGCGACCAAGAACCUGCUCGAUGCGGCUUCCAUCUACGACUACCUCGCGCUCCGGGCCGAAGGGCUCAGUAGCGGCUAUGGGAUGGCUCCGCCCUGUGCCGACAUCUCGCCCGCAGCGUUGCGAGCGCAGUGCUCGCUCGCUAUGGCUGAGGCCACCCUCCUGGCCGUACUCAAGGAUGAUCCGUACCCGGCUGUGGUGGCGCAAGAUCGGAACAAGAAUGAUACCGAGUGGAUGUACAAGGCGCCAGAUAUCCCCAAGGUCAGGGCCCAUCUGUUUGCAAGGCUGUGUCUGGCGGCUAGCGAACACGCUGCGCAGGCGUACUCGCUGUGUGCGGGGCUGGCGCGAGCGGAGGGCGGAGCCAAGGUAACCGAGAGCUUUCUGAAGUAUCUAGAUAACUUGCGACGUACAAGUAGAGCGAAGGUGUGUCGGUUCUUUGGCAUUGACUCGGAGCUGGGUGGGCAAACUGGGACGGCGAUUGCUUGGUUGAAUGCGGGACUUCAGGAGCUAGGAGUUGAGAGGAACCCCUCGGAAGGUGGCAGUAAGAAGAGCGGAGGUUUUGGCAGGUUGAAAGAAAAGUGGACAGAGAAGAGGGAGGACAAAAAGGUGGAAAGAGGGCUAGACUGGGGAGCAGAUGCUGGACGACUUGAGGAGACAAGAGUAUAUGAAAUGCUGUGGGAGAAAUGGUCAAAGCAAAAUGACACGAUAAUGACCCAGGUCGUCCCUCCAUCGGGGCCAUUACUCCAACAGAUGCCCAUGGGUAGAGAGAUUCACACUCUCAAGCCCUUUCAGCCGCCACAACUAGAUGCUCCAACACUGGAGGCUAUGCGCGCACCGCCAGAGAGGUCAGACGAUGCUGCUCUUUAUCCUAGCUCGGACGAGGACGAUACGACGAUAGGCGCCACAAUAGGGGCAUUUCCAGGUACGCAGGAGCAUUAUAGGACAGGCACCCCCAACUACUUUUAA